Messenger RNA from Acaulospora colombiana, 245 nucleotides. NCBI's taxonomy places the organism in Eukaryota, Fungi, Glomeromycota, Glomeromycetes, Diversisporales, Acaulosporaceae. The record is from the annotation of a GenBank genome assembly.
CGGUAGCGGCGAGAAUCAAGAUGCUAUGACCGGAAUGAAAAAUGUACCUACCUUCUACUCGGGUGCAGCAUAUUCGGAAGAUGACCUGUUUCUGUCCGGGUACAUCGCGUUGGCCAUUGGUGUAGUAUUUGGAGCAAUUCACUUGAUUGCUUGGUCGUACUCAUUUCUAUCUCAUGCCGAGCAACUUUUAUGGCGACUGUCCUCGAUUGCCAUAAUUGGCAUACCAGCAGUAGCAUUGGCAUGGG